GGACUGAGAGGUGGCGAGGUUCGAGGUCAGCUCCUCCCGCCUGAAGACGCGGAAGUGGAAGCUUCCGGCGCAGCAGCAGCACCGGCACCAGCACCCAAAGAGGGACUGGGUGGGACAUGGCGCCGACCGGGCUGAAGGCGGUCGUUGGCGAGAAGAUCCUGAAUGAUGUUAUACACAGCAUGAAAAAGGAAGGAGAAUGGAAGGUCCUCAUUAUGGAUCAUCCCAGCACCCGCAUCCUUUCCUCCUGCUUUAAGAUGUCAGAUCUUCUGGCUGAAGGCAUCACAAUUAUUGAAGAUAUAAGCAAGCGCCGAGAGCCUCUUCCCAGUCUGGAAGCCAUCUAUUUGAUCAGCCCCAUUGAGACGUCUGUUCGUGCUCUGAUAAAUGACUUUAAAAGCACUCCCACGUUCACCUACAAGGCCGCCCAUGUGUUCUUCACGGACACUUGCCCAGAUGAGCUCUUUAAUGAGCUCAGCAAGUCCCGGAUCACGAAAGCAAUCAAGACACUCAAGGAGAUCAAUGUUGCCUUCCUUCCCUAUGAAUCGCAGGUGUACACCUUGGACAGCGUUCAGAGUUUCCACCACCUCUUCAGCCCCUACUGCAGGGAAGAUAAAAACAGCCACUUAGAGAGGAUGGCGGAGCAGAUUGCCACACUGUGUGACACCCUCAAGGAAUACCCUUCAAUUCGCUAUAGAAAUGGUUCAGAAGACUGUUUCCAAUUGGCCCAUGCAGUGUUGGUGAAACUGAAUGCCUUCAAAGCAGACAACCCAACCAUGGGAGAGGGCCCUGACAAAUCUCGAUCACAGCUUCUGAUAGUUGACCGCAGCUAUGAUCUGGUGUCGCCACUUCUUCAUGAGCUCACUUUCCAAGCCAUGGCCUACGACUUGCUCAACAUCGAGAGUGAUACUUACCGGUAUGAAUCCACAGGCAUCAGUGACUCCAGGGAAAAGGUAGUACUCUUGGAUGAGGACGAUGACCUCUGGGUGCAGUUACGCCAUAUGCACAUCGCAGACGUGUCCAAGAAAGUGACUGAGCUCCUGCGUACCUUCUGUGAAAGCAAAAGGCUCACCACAGAUAAGGCUAACAUUAAAGACCUCUCUCAAAUCCUGAAGAAGAUGCCCCAAUACCAGAAAGAACUUCACAAGUAUUCCACACAUUUGCAUCUGGCUGAAGACUGCAUGAAUGCCUUUAAGGGCACCAUAGAGAAGCUGUGCGGCCUGGAACAGGAUCUGGCCACAGGGGCAGAUGUUGAAGGGGAGAAAGUCAAGAACCCAAUGAAGAGUAUUGUGCCAAUUGUCCUUGAUACCACUGUGGAGGCCUUUGAUAAGAUUCGCAUUAUCCUGCUUUGCAUACUUCUCCAGAAUGGCAUUAACGAGGAGAACCUCACCAAGCUCAUCCAGCAUGCCAACAUCCAGCAGGAGAGAGACACCCUCUAUAAUAUGCACUGCCUGGGGGCCGCCAUCAUGCCAGAGUCCUACUGGAGCUGUUUAGGCCUGGCUCCUGCUCUUUUAAUUUUUUUGAAUGGGCUUUUCUACUCGCAGGACACUGGCGGAAACCUGAAGCCUGUGAGGAAAGUACGGUUAGAGCCUACCUACCAACUCUCUCGGUGGAUUCCCAUUCUUAAGGAUGUCAUGGAGGAUGCCAUUGAGGACAAACUGGAUAAGAAGGUCUGGCCCUAUAUGUCUUGCCCUGCCCCUGGUCCCUGUUCCCAAACUGCUGUGAGUGCCCGUUUUGGACAUUGGCACAAGACCAAGACAGCAACUGAGUACAGGACAGGACCCCGUCUUAUCCUGUAUGUGCUUGGUGGAGUUACCAUGUCAGAGAUGCGUUGUGCCUAUGAAGUCACGGAGGCUACUGAUGGAAAAUGGGAAGUGCUGAUUGGCUCAUCCCACAUCCUGACUCCCAAACAAUUCCUGGAAGAUGUGCGCAACCUGACUGAGCAGACACCCCUGAAGACCUAAAACUUCUCUUAGCCCCUAAGAGACUUGCUGGCAAGAGUUCCAUUAGCUACCUGGAGGAAGCUUUUUCCUCAUCAAGAUGGCUUCUUCCUCAUGAAUGCCUUGUUUGAACCCUUCUGAGAUUGGCCCUAUCUUGACCCAGUCUUUAGUCAGCUAUCAUGAUUGAAUUGACACUGGAAGGACCUCUCCAGGGCCUGGGCUGAAGAUAAGCAUCUGUCUUCAUCUCUUAUUAUGAUAUUGUUUCUGGAUGUCCUUUAUUUUUUUUUCUCCCCCAUAAAUGAGGAGGAGAAGCAGGGGCUAUGUAGUUCAUGAAUAAGUCUCUUCUGCUCUUGCUUAUAUGAGGCCAGAAAAUCAGUUUUUUUGACUUGACUUUGAUGGGCUUCAUCAGAGCCUUCUUUUUCUCUUAUACUCCCCACCCACCCACCCACCCACCCACCCCCCACAGCAAAGGAAAUUGAUCAACAAAAGUGAUUGCUUGUUCUUUUAUAGAAAUGUUCUGGAACAAACUGUCACCUCUGAAUUCCCAGGUUUAGAAGCUUGGCUAUUGUUUUAACACUUAGCUUGAAAGUUGCUGGUUUUAAAAAGCAGGAGAGAUACUUUUGCUGAAGAGGGCAUGUGCUGGCUGUGUUACAAAAAUUGCACAGCUCAGCUGAGGAAUCUCACUCUUUAAAAUAUGAAACUCACACUUGUUGGCAUUAUCUCUUCUGUAGAGGAGAAUUCAAGCUGUGAUAGGCAAGAAGAUAAUUUUUGUUUCCCCUAUAAAGAAUCGGGUAUGUCAGCCUUCAUCUUGGAAAGUUACUGUUCCAGGUGGAAAACUGUACUCUGCAUGAGUGUCUUUACUUUGUCCAUGUUCCACAACAUAUUACAAGGGGCUUCCUGAUAACAGCAUGGAAACAACAGCUGGUCAAAAAUGUGGUAGCAAGACUGUUCACCAUGAUGCAGUAAGAUAUAUGCUACUGCUUUACACUCCACAAGUAUCUUGUUUGUAUUUCUGGCCUUAGUUUAAAAUGUUGAAAUUAAACAUUUAACCAGA
Crotalus tigris (Tiger rattlesnake) is the source of this 2988-nucleotide messenger RNA. It is a transcript of the gene STXBP2, whose product is annotated as syntaxin binding protein 2. Gene Ontology annotation, cellular component: secretory granule; plasma membrane. The transcript has 20 exons. The record is from RefSeq and is a predicted model, not a curated record. Gene Ontology annotation, biological process: vesicle-mediated transport; neurotransmitter secretion; intracellular protein transport. The coding region runs from base 117 to 1958 and encodes 613 amino acids. Lineage: Eukaryota; Metazoa; Chordata; Lepidosauria; Squamata; Viperidae. Gene Ontology annotation, molecular function: syntaxin-3 binding.